GGGCGCCCCGGCGAGGUGCGGAGCGGCCGGCUGUGCAGUCAACGCAAAAAUGGACCACAACACUUGCAAACUGUGCUCAGAAAAGGAUUUUAAAGGACUUUUAAAUUAUAAAAAUGUUAAUAACCCAGGGACCUUGAGGAUGGAUUCUUUGGAGGUUGGUGUAGAAGCAGCUUGCAGUAAGGAAUUAGAGACUGGCACUCUUGAAAAAAGCUAUAACUGGAAAAUUCCCAUUAAUCACAAUGACUUCAACGUUUUAAAAAAUAAUCAGAAUCUGCUGUUUGAAGUCCUCAACAAUAAAUUUGACUGUAUCUCUACCCUGGUUCCUCCAGCCUGGGAAGGUAACAAUAAGUCUCUACAAGUCUUCAAGACAAUGCUGACUCCUAGGCUAGAGUUGUCUGUCUGGAAGGAUGACCUCACCAGACAUGCUGUUGAUGUGGUGGUGAAUGCAGCCAAUGAAGAACUUUUACAUGGAGGAGGCCUGGCCCACGCCCUUGUGAAUGCUGGUGGCUUUGAAAUCCAAGAGGAGAGCAGAGCAUACAUUUCCAAAUUUGGUAAAAUACCACCUGGUGAGAUAGCUGUCACAAAAGCAGGGAAGCUUCCCUGCCAAUUUAUUGUCCAUGCUGUUGGGCCUCAGUGGAAAGAGAGUGAUGGAGAGAGAUGUAAAUUUUUACUUCACAAAGCUAUUAACAACAUUCUGGAGUGGGUCACAAGAAAGGGGGACAUUAAGACAAUAGCAAUUCCAGCCGUGAGCUCUGGGAUUUUCCGGUUCCCUCUACAUUUGUGUGCUGAGAUAAUUGUGGAAACUAUCAAGUUACAUUUCCAACAGAAGCACCUGAACAGUUGUUUGAAAGAAAUUCACCUGGUAAGCAAUGAGGAUCCUACUGUUGCUGCAUUUAAAAGUGCUUCAGAAAUUAUCAUAAGGAGGAAUGAACUGGAAUCCUGGAUGAAUCAAGAAGCAAUGCCUCCUUUUAACACGGUGGUUGUGAACAACGUGACUCUCCAGAUUGUCCAGGGCUACAUUGAACAGCAGGCGACAGAUGUAAUUGUUAAUUCUGCAAAUGCAGUUGGUGAUCUUAAAAGAGGACUUGUGUCUCAAGCCAUCCUACAACAAGCAGGAAAAGAAAUGGAAAGAGAAUUUAAGAAAAUGACUAACAGAGCUCCAAAUCCUCAGUUGUUACUGGUCACAGAAGGAUUUAAAUUAUCCUGUCGUUAUGUAUACCAUGUGUUGUGGGAUCCAUAUUCUAACCGAGUUGAGACGUUGGUGCAUGUAAUGAAGAUAUGUUUGUCAAAAUGCAUUGGUCAAAAUGUAACUUCAAUUUCCUUUCCUGCCCUUGGAACUGGAGAGAUUGGUAUAUCAAUGACUACAGCAGCAAAGAUCAUGUUUGACGAAGUCUUAGAAUUUGCCAGACAGUAUUUGGAAAAAAAAAAAUUAACUGUAAAAUUUGUGAUUUUCCCAGCAAAAGUGGACCUAUAUAAGAUUUUCAGUGCUGAAAUGGAAAAGAUUAAGUCCAGUCUUCCGAGAGUCAGCAAUCAAAGUGUCUUUUCAGUCCCUGAGAGAGAGAGAAGAGAAAAUGGACAUGAAGCUACAUCUCCUGCCAUCAGUCUAAUGGGACUCAACCCAGAAAAGAUGAGUGAGGCCGAACUGUGGAUCUUCAGGAUUCUCCACAAUCAGGGCCUCCACGUCAUUGAGAAUAAUCAUAUCCUCUACUUUGGGAAAGUGGAACAUGACAACCUUGCUCAGUUACAGAAUACCCCAGGAGUCUCUAUCACAGAGAAUAUCAGUCGGGGAAAGGCAAAGUUAGUGAUUGAAGGAGCCCCGGCUGACAUCAUUGAGGUGAUUAUGAAUAUUGAAUUUUGGCUGUGUCAAGUUCAAGAGGCAAUGGCAAGAAAAAAGGAGCAAGCCCUUUGGAGCUUGUCAGGACAGAUUGAUCAACAACCAAAGAAGCUGCAUGACAUGAAAGAAAUUACGUUUCUGAAAUGUCUGAAACUUGAAACUGAAGAAAUUCAGAAUCUAAAGACACAAUUUGAAAACUGUGGUUUUCAGGUUAUAAAGGUGGAGAAGAUAGACAAUGUGGCUCUCAGGGAUGCCUUCCAAAGAAAGAAGAUGAUAAUGAAAGAGAGAAUGUGCAGGGAACCUCUAAGCCACAGGUUGUUUCAGCUAGUCCCACACCAGUUCUGUAAAGCGGUAUCCAGAGUCGGCUUUCAAAGGAUGUACUCGGCGUCCUGUGAUUACAAAUUUGGAGCUGGCAUAUACUUUAGCAGGAAUCUCAAAAAUCUAUCAUACCAGGUAAAGGAAACAUCUGCCACAGAUAAGCAUAUCUAUGUGUUUGUGGCUGAAGUACUCAUAGGCUCCUUCUGCCAGGGUCAUCAGUCAAAUAUUGUUGCCCCACCAUUGCAUCCUGGAGCCAUCGAGAGUCAUGACAGUGUGGUUGAUAAUGUCUCCAAUCCUGAAACCAUUGUUAUUUUUAGUGGCAUGCAGGCUAUGCCCCUGUAUUUGUGGACUUGCUCCCAGGAUCAUGUUGUACUACAGGACACAAUGCUCUCUCCCCAGCAAUCCUGGAGGGGCUUAAGUGGCAGCUCUGUUGAUUAACCUUGACAUCAUUUUAACAGCUGGCAUCACCAUGCUUUUGAGGAGCUAACCAAAUUAAGACCACCAAUGACUCAAAGAAUGGUUUAUGUCAUACAGACUUAUUGAGUUAUUGAAGAAACCAACUGCAUACUAGCAUCUUAAUGUCUUUAUUUUUGUCUAUUUCUUGGGGCUGGGGUGGGUAGAUACCAACUAAAACACUCUCAUAGCCAUUUUUUCUUCAAAUUGUUCUUCCAUUUCCUUUACUAUAGGGGAUCAGAAAUAUUUCACAUGUAAUAAGAGAUUUUUGUAUUUGUAAUUCAAGCCUUUAAUUUUCUAAAAUGAUGAUAAUGUAACAUAUUGGGAUAGCAGAAUGAUUUUAGAUUUUCCAGAGAAUCUUGUAUGUAAGAUACCAAAAUAAAUCACCUUUAUCUACA
Talpa occidentalis (Iberian mole) is the source of this 3003-nucleotide messenger RNA. It is a transcript of the gene PARP9, whose product is annotated as poly(ADP-ribose) polymerase family member 9. Gene Ontology annotation, cellular component: nucleus; cytoplasm. Bases 50 to 2590 code for a protein of 846 amino acids. Gene Ontology annotation, molecular function: ubiquitin-like protein ligase binding; transcription corepressor activity; NAD+ poly-ADP-ribosyltransferase activity. Gene Ontology annotation, biological process: negative regulation of gene expression; positive regulation of type II interferon-mediated signaling pathway. The record is from RefSeq and is a predicted model, not a curated record. NCBI's taxonomy places the organism in Eukaryota, Metazoa, Chordata, Mammalia, Eulipotyphla, Talpidae. The transcript is spliced from 11 exons.